AUGGAUUGUAAAUGUAUUAUUGACAUGAGAACAAGCACCAGUUAUGAUACUAAUGUACAUGAACAAAUUUGUCGAUUAAUUAUAACUUUAUUUAAUAAAAGGAAGGUCUUAUUUGGUUCAAUUACAAUUAAAUUAACAUCAAUGAAAAGUGCACGAUCUAUUGAUUGUCGUCAUCAAUCGACACUAGUUGGAGUUCAAUCGAUCACAAUUCACAUCGAAGACAAAUGA
Messenger RNA from Rotaria socialis, 228 nucleotides. The record is from the annotation of a GenBank genome assembly. Lineage: Eukaryota; Metazoa; Rotifera; Eurotatoria; Philodinida; Philodinidae.